Messenger RNA from Eptesicus fuscus (big brown bat), 1209 nucleotides. RefSeq names its product heat shock transcription factor, X-linked member 3-like. Gene Ontology annotation, molecular function: sequence-specific DNA binding; DNA-binding transcription factor activity. Lineage: Eukaryota; Metazoa; Chordata; Mammalia; Chiroptera; Vespertilionidae. The record is from RefSeq and is a predicted model, not a curated record. Gene Ontology annotation, biological process: regulation of DNA-templated transcription.
AUGGGCCUGAAACGUGCCCUGGUGCAACUUGGCUCAGGCCCCCUCUUCCUCGCCACUCAUAGCCUCUUCAGACAGGGAUGGGAUGGCACUAGGAUCCAUUCUAUAAUCCCUGAACAAAAAUUCAAAGACUUUCAACUUGGUGGUCUCAGCGUGGGCCCUGAGACCCCACAGGAACUUGUGGUGUGCCGGAUCAUUGUUGGGUACCUGCGGGUACAGCAGGAUACACCCCCAGGUCCUCAUGUGGGUCCCAGGGAGGCUUUGGAGAGGCACGGGGGCCAAGAAUGGAGCCAAGAUCCAAGCCCUCAAGACAACCCACAACCACAGGACCCAAAUCAAAGUGCCAGUGUGGAAGGAAACAACAUUCUUCAUGGGCUAUCCUUCCCAAGAAAGCUUUGGAGGAUAGUGGAGGAUGAGUCCUUCAGGUCCUUGCGCUGGAAUGAUGAAGGAGACACCGUGAUCAUCGAGGAAAAUCUUUUCCAGAGGGAGAUUCUUUGCUGAAAGUGUGAGGAGCAAAUCUUUGAAUCGAACAGCUUGAAGAGUUUCAUCCGCUUGCUGAACCUCCAUGGUUUUAGCAAAAUACACCCAGGCAACUCUUCAGUUUGCUCUCCAGGGAACAUGAUAAUGAUCUACAGAAAUUGCAAUUUCCAGAGAGGCAAGCCUUGGCUCCUCGAGAACAUUAAGACACAAGGCAACCAGGUGACUCGCGUUUGUCCAGGGACCAGUGCCACCCCUCCAAAGACAAAGAAGAAGAUGGCCCCCACAAGACACUCCCCAAGAAUACACUACGAGAGCGGCAACAAAGAAGCCGAACAAAAGGCUCAGGAGUCAGCCAAGAAUGAUUGGGGACCCAGUGCCGCCCAGGCAUUUGAGUUCUCCGUUCCUCAGCCCCUGAGCAGUGCCAUGGAGGUCCAGUGCCCAAGUGCAGCCAGUGGUUCAAGUGGGGAGGACACUUCUGGUAAUGUCAUGUUUGUGCCCACGGCUACUGCCGGAACCGACGGCACAGGGGAUCUGCCCCCCACCCCCACAAAUGAACCACUACAAGGUUCGGUGAUGUCUUUGUACAACAUCUGUUAUUCCAUUCUGAUAGCUGGCCUUGCAGUCAUGGCUCCACCCGAGGACCCUGACCAGGCCGAGAAGGAGGAGCAUGAGGGCUCCUCGGAUAACAAGUGUUCACUCUGUGAGCAGUUCAAGGACAAUGCCGGCCCAUAA